Molecule: messenger RNA, 1638 nt
Organism: Closterium sp. Yama58-4
Lineage: Eukaryota; Viridiplantae; Streptophyta; Zygnematophyceae; Desmidiales; Closteriaceae
Source: the annotation of a GenBank genome assembly
AUGAGCAUACUACUGCAGUCCGGCCUCUUUGGCCUUGGUCCACCGUGCUCAAUCGCUAUAAAUUUCGAAGACGCAGAGACGCGAAAACAAGCAUCCGUUAAGCGGGAGAGUGGCCAAACAGAGUUAGUGCCCUUGUUUCAUGGCCAAGACACGGUCGCGGGAGAGGUGAGGAUAGAGCCUUUGCCGGGGAAAAAAAUCGAACACACCGGAGUCAAGAUUGAGCUGAUCGGCCAAAUCGAGCUUUUCUUUGAUCGCGGAAAUUUCUACGAUUUUACCUCUCUCGUGAGAGAGCUCGACAUUCCUGGCGAGAUAUCCCAGAGGAAGAUUUACCCUUUUGAGUUUCAAAACGUGGAGAUGCAGUAUGAGUCGUACAACGGGGUCAACGUUAGACUGAGGUACAUUCUGAGAGUGACUGUCAGUCGAAAUUAUUCUUCCAACAUUGUCAAGGAGAAGGACUUCUGGGUACGGAAUAUCUUGAAAGAGCCAGAAAUCAACAACACAAUCAAGAUGGAGGUUGGCAUUGAGGACUGUUUACACAUCGAGUUUGAGUACAACAAAUCGAAGUACCACCUGAAGGAUGUAGUAAUAGGAAAAAUCUACUUUCUACUGGUUAGAAUCAAGAUAAAGCACAUGGAGCUGGAGAUAAGGCGACGUGAAUCAACGGGUUCAGGGCCGAAUACUUACAAUGAGAGCGAAACUCUUGCCAAGUAUGAAGUCAUGGAUGGAGCUCCAGUAAGAGUCUGUGCGACCCGUAGACGACGGAGGCUAGUCGUCGUGCGAGCGGGCGACUUCGACGGCGACGACGACGACGAGGGGAUGGAGUUCGACGCGGAGGAUCUCGAUCUCGACGCCGAGCUCGAGGUCGAAAUGGACGGCCGAGAUGAUCUCUUCAUGCUAGACGAUCCCUCCGCGUACGGUCUCGACACAGGGGCAAUGGGUCUGGCGGGAGACGCGGCGCUUGCGCGCGCGGGGGGAGGGUUGGCGGUGGCGGAGCGGGAGGGCGCGGGAGCGGUAGUGCGCGUAGAUUACAGGAUCGAGGAGGCGGCGUUCCACUGCAUCGCCGUGGCCGCCUGCGACCUCUUCGUGCGACGAGGAGGCGAGGCCGGCGACAACGACGUGUUUGAUUUCUCCGAGGUGUAUUUCACUCCGCCCGGCAGUGACGUCUACUCCAUUCCCAGCAAGCUCGCACCGCUGCCCUCUCAGCCAAUCAGAUGCCAGGUGGGGCGGUGGACGUACAUAGCGGGGAAGUUCCUGCCGCACUCCACCGACCCGUACAAGCCCAGCGCCAAGGAGAUCGAGGAGGUCACCAAAGUGUUUUUCAUCCGGCACUUGAACGACGCGGCCUACGGCACGAGGGAGUUUGUGUUGGACUUUGAGGAGGUGUACGUCUUUGACGGCCACGACAAGACACUGCGCCGUGCCAACGUCAUCCUGGAUGUGCCAGAGGACCAGCCACGCGACCGCAGAAACGAGACUCUCAUCGUCAGGGACGACGGCACCACCUUCCGAAUCAUUCCCAAGGAGAGGAAGCGCAGUGCAGACGAUGUGAUUCAGGAGGUGCAUUGGAAGAGGACAAGAGAGUCCAUGGAAAACUACCUCAGAGGCUUCCGAGACUUCCACAAAUCCAACUGGUUCUGA